CCAAUCCCCAAAAGUCUUCUCCAGAAUCCAGGGUCUCGCGUUGCCAAUCACCAUCAGCCGUUCUCACGUCACUAUGCGAGCUCUCCUCUCCCGCAUCCACCUGCACCCGCCCGCGGCCACCGCACCCUUCCUCCUCCCCACCUCCCCGGCCGCCUCCAAAACCCUCGCCCCGCUCCGCCUCGUCCGCCGCUUCGCCGCCAUGGCCGCCGGCGCCGCCGAGGAGUUCGUCAAGGGCCGCGUCUUCCCCAACGGCGUCGCCGUCAUCACGCUCGACCGCCCCAAGGCCCUCAACGCCAUGAACCUCGAAAUGGACAUUAGAUACAAGGCACUUCUUGAUGAAUGGGAAACAAAUCCAAGUGUCAAGUGUAUUCUCGUGGAAAGCAGCUCUCCCCGUGCCUUCUCAGCUGGGAUGGAUAUUAAGGGUGUUGCCGCGGAAAUACAAAAGGACAAAAACACACCACUUGUGCAAAAGGUUUUCACAGCAGAAUACUCGUUGAUUUGCAAGAUACAUGAGUAUGCAAAACCUUAUAUAUGCUUGAUGGAUGGAGUGACGAUGGGAUUUGGAAUUGGUCUGUCAGGACAUGGCCGCUACCGUAUUAUUACUGAGAAGACACUCCUAGCCAUGCCUGAAAAUGGUAUUGGCCUGUUCCCAGAUGUUGGCUUUGCUUACAUUGGUGCAAAAGCCCCAGGAGGGGGUGCAGUUGGAGCUUACCUUGGGAUUACAGGAAAAAGGAUAUCAUCACCUGCUGAUGCUCUAUUCAUAGGCCUUGGUACUCACUAUAUACCUUCUGGAAAUUUGGGGUCUCUGAAGGAAUCCCUCUUGAGUGCUAACUUUACAAAUGAUCCUCACAGAGACGUUGAGUCAGUCCUGACAGGAUACAAGAAAGCACCAGAAUCUGAGCCACAACUAGAAAAGCUUUUACCACAUAUCAUUUCUUCUUUCAGUCCUGAUAAGUCAGUUGCUGAAUCUGUGGAAGAGCUAAAGAAGCGUAGUCAAAGUGGUGAUGCUGCAGUGGCAGAAUGGGCCAAUGAAGCUUUAGCAGGAAUUAAGAAAGGUGCUCCAUUUUCUCUUUGUUUAACACAAAGGCAUUUCUCUCAAGUUGCAUCAGCGUACGGGAAUAGUGAACACUAUUUAGCUAAGCUGGCUGGUGUUAUGAAAAUGGAAUAUCGCAUUGCUUUGAGGUCGUCGGUUAGAAAUGAUUUUGUUGAAGGUGUACGUGCUGUUUUAGUUGACAAGGACCAGAAUCCAAAGUGGAAUCCAGCAUCUCUGGAAGAAGUAAACAUGGAUGAGGUUGAAUCAGUUUUUGAGCCAUUAGGUGCCGAGACUGAGUUGAGUGUGUGAGCUUUCCAUGGCAACAUGUUGGACUACCUGAACUUCAGUUUUCUUAUUCAUGGUGCAAUAAGAAGCAAUAAACUGAGAUACCUGCGUACUGAACCAAUAAAUAAUGUUUCUUCAGAAACUAAUUGAAGUGGCACUGAGAAUCCAGGUCUGCA
Molecule: messenger RNA, 1494 nt
Organism: Panicum virgatum (switchgrass)
Lineage: Eukaryota; Viridiplantae; Streptophyta; Magnoliopsida; Poales; Poaceae
Product: 3-hydroxyisobutyryl-CoA hydrolase-like protein 3, mitochondrial
Exons: 10
Coding region: 74-1342 (422 amino acids)
Biological process (GO): L-valine catabolic process
Cellular component (GO): cytosol
Molecular function (GO): 3-hydroxyisobutyryl-CoA hydrolase activity
Source: RefSeq, a predicted model, not a curated record